UUUCUGGCUUCUCUUUGCUCCUUUCAUCUGUUCUCUCAACCUUCGGAGAUUCUGUGCCGGGAAACUAUCCCCUACCACCAAGGUAGCUGGGGUGAGCCCCAAAUCUUGCCGCCUGUUCUCCACACUGUGCCUGCAACUCACAGAGUCUGAAUCUUACCAUCAAGGUCUGAACACUCCCAGAAGUUCUGCCUUUUCUUUUCUCUUAGUUGUCUCCUGUACUCCCCAAAAUUUCCCCACCUCCUGUAUCCUCUUCGCCCCCCUCCUUUGGGGGCCCCGUGACCCUGAAUGUGGGGGGCACGCUAUAUUCAACCACUUUGGAGACCCUGACUCGCUUCCCAGACUCCAUGCUGGGAGCCAUGUUUAGGGCCCCCAUGGCCCCCAACCUCAAUCCCCAGGGAGGUGGCCAUUACUUCAUCGACAGAGAUGGCAAGGCCUUCCGACACAUUCUCAAUUUCCUGCGGUUGGGGCGCCUUGAUCUGCCCCGUGGGUAUGGGGAGACAGCACUUCUCAGGGCAGAGGCUGACUUCUACCAGAUCCGGCCCCUCCUGGAUGCCCUUCGAGAACUGGAAGCCUCUCGGGGAACCUCUGCACCCACAGCUGCCUUACUCCACGCAGAUGUAGAUGCCAGCCCACGGCAGGUGCACUUCUCUGCCCGCCGUGGUCCACACCACUAUGAGCUGAGCUCAGUCCAGUUGGACAUCUUCCGAGCCAACCUCUUCUGCACUGACCCAGAGUGUUUGGGUGCAAUGCGGACCCGAUUUGGUGUGACCGAUGAGGACAGAGCAGAAGGGGGUCCACAUUUCCGACUGGAGUGGGCCCCCCGCCCCACAGAACUCCCAGAGGCCGAGUACAGGAGGCUGGGGCUGCAGUCUCUGUGGACUGGGGGGCCAGGAGAGCGACGGGAGGUCGUGGGCGCGCCAGGCUUCCUGGAAGAGGUAUUGCGGGUGGCUCUAGAGCACGGCUUCCGUCUAGAUUCCGUCUUCCCUGACCCCGAAGACCUGCUGAACUCCAGAUCACUGCGCUUUGUCCGGCACUAAGAAAUAAGAACCUGCCUUUGGUUUCAUUGUUGGGGGUAAAGAAUUGAGUAGCUAUGGAGACAAAGUCACCUUGAAGCCUCUUCCUAGUUCUGUCUCCCUGUGAGCUGUGAGAGUCAGGGGCCCCACUGCACCUGACUGGAGCCCACUGAGGACUCCAGGUCGUCCAGAGGUUCUGGACUGUUGCUUAUUCUGGGAAGGGUCGGGAAGAUUUCCCUGACUUGUUCUCAUAUGAGGCUGGGGCAACUCCUUUCCAUGAAUGAAGCUCAGUAUUCAAGGGUCUAGAAAAACAAGGCUAGGCCUAAUAGAUCUCUGGAGGGACACCAAGUUCUGGAAAAGGGUAGUUUGGGGUUGCUCUAGUAUGGUCUCUUGUAUCAGGGCUUCUCCUUGUGGCUCAACCAAUGAGAGGCGGGAAUACUCUGGAACAUGGGAAAAGGGAUUCUUUGCUAUGUUUUAAACUACGUAUUGAGGGAGAUAGAAAGUCUACACCCCCCAACCUCGGUUGGUAAAAUGGAGCUAGGAGAAGCCCCAUUAACUGUGGGACUGGAGCAUCCCUCUAAAAUCCAGCUGUUAAAGGGUCCCAUACUGAUGGUAGAGCCGGCCAUGAGAAGGAAGGUGGCGCCUUCUGGGCUGUGCGUGUGCGCGUUUGCGCCUUCACAUGCUCGUACAUGAGCAUAUCACCCACUGUGUAUGCCUGAUGUGUGGGGCCCUGACACCUUGCCUCCCAUCUAUGUUACUAGAAAUGGUAUCUGUGUUGUUUUGUCUGUGGUCUCUGCGUGCCCAAGCCUGUUUAGCGUUGCCCAGCAACUGUUUUGGCACCAGGUGUGUCCUGAAUAGAUUGUGAAUUACUAGCUUAAUCACAAGGGGUGUGUCUGUGUGUGCAUGCAUGUGUGUUCCCAUCACGGUGCAGGCAGGAGGGGCCUGUUGGGGUUGAGUCAUUGGGAUCUUCCUAGUGAGAGGUUAGAAAAGUCACUGGUCUUAGCCAGCCCCAGAGGCCUGUGAGGAACUCUUGGUUUCUAAGGCAACAUGGGCCUGUUGCUAGGAGAUAGCUAGGGAAGGCCCAAGGCUGCUCUGGGCAGAGAGGAGAUAGCUUGGAAGAGUGGGGGAGGAUAUGUGAUAGGAUUUCUGGGUCCUACAGGAUGGUAUACUCAUAUACGGACACUUGGCUGGGGGAGUCACUGAUUAUUUAUCACUCACUGGUCAUGAUUUAUAAGAAGAAAAAUAAAAUUGCU
This is a messenger RNA of Condylura cristata (star-nosed mole), 2266 nucleotides long. RefSeq names its product potassium channel tetramerization domain containing 11 (gene KCTD11). Lineage: Eukaryota; Metazoa; Chordata; Mammalia; Eulipotyphla; Talpidae. The record is from RefSeq and is a predicted model, not a curated record. Bases 345 to 1037 code for a protein of 230 amino acids. The transcript has a single exon. Gene Ontology annotation, biological process: protein homooligomerization; positive regulation of neuron differentiation.